Molecule: messenger RNA, 2706 nt
Organism: Chlorella variabilis
Lineage: Eukaryota; Viridiplantae; Chlorophyta; Trebouxiophyceae; Chlorellales; Chlorellaceae
Exons: 15
Coding region: 1-2706 (901 amino acids)
Source: RefSeq, a predicted model, not a curated record
AUGGUGGAGAACGGCGGGCUGCCGCAGGCCGCCCCGCCCCCGCCCCACCGCCGCCGCUUCAAGCUCGACAGCCCCGCCAGCGAUGUCGCCUGGCCGCGCACUGCGGCGCUCACAGCGGCAGGGAUGGUGCUGGCUCUCAUGCUGGCGGUGACGGUGCCGGGCACCAGGCUGUCUGGCGUGGUGGGCACAGCCGCCAAGCACCUCACCACCACCUCGCUGUCCUACCUCACCGGAGCCAUCCCCAUCCAGCUGGGCCUGGCGGCCAAUGGCAGCAGCGGCGAGGAUGGCGGCAGCGACAGCAGCGAAAUGGUGGACAUUAGCGAGAACAGCAGCAGCGACGAUAGCGGCGGCAGCAGCGCUGAGCCGGGGAGUGAAGGAAGCAGCGGCGUUGCUGAGCCAGAGAGUGAGGGAAGCAGCGGCGAUGCUGAGCCAGAGGGCGAGGAAAGCAGCGGUGGAGGCGAGCCAAAAGGGGAGGGAAGCAGCAGCAGCGAGGGACACGACAGUGGCGCAGAGGCAGAAGGCGAGCAAGACGGCAGCGCUGAUGCUGGCACCAGUGACGCUGCGGCAGAAGAUGGCGGCGGCGAUGAAGAGGCAGAUGGCAGCAGCAGCGACGGCGGGGAGGCUGAGCCCGACCUGCCCUGCCGGGAGAGCGGCUACUGCAGCUUGGGCAAGCUGCAGGCAUAUGUGGGCGAGGUUGACAGCACAGAGGGCCUCAAGGCGGCGCUGGAGGCCUGCAGCUACAAGAAGGACUUCUUCUUGCUCACCAUCGGCUCGGGAGGCCACCUGCUGGGCAUGAACUUUGUGGCGGGCGCCUGGAAGCUGGGCCUGGCCAAUGUCAUGCUGCACGCGACCGGCAACGAGUCGUGUGCUGUGCUGGCGGAGGCUGGGUACAACAACGUCACAUGCGUCUGGUCAGACCGGGACUGGUUUCCAACCCGAGCCAAGUAUGGCAACCUGUCUGAGUCGACUGACAUCUGGGCUGUGCGCUACAUCUUGAUGGCUCGAGCUGUCUGGCUCGGCUACAACGUGUGGCUGCUGGAUACAGAUUCCUACCUGUACCGGGACCCUUACAAGUACGUCAAGGUGCCGCCCUACAAGGACAUCAAGUGGAUGACGCUGUCAGACAACGGCGCCACGCUCACCAAUGGCGGAGCCUCCUACAUCCAGAACGCCGCUCCCGGCGGCGGGGCGGCUUGGACGAUUGCCUACGCGGCUGAGCGCAUGAUCCGGGUGAACGAGGACUGGAAGAAGUGGGCGGCAAACGCCAACAUCAGCGACGACGGCCACCUGGGGCACGCCAUGAUGGACCAGGCAAGGCCCGCUGCGCGCGCUUUUGUGCUGGCGGAUGCCAUGGGCACCAACCGGCUGCGACACCCGUACGUCGAGUUCACCCUGCCCAUGUCGCCGGGGCUGGCCAACGAGGUGUGGGAGCGGCUGCAGUAUGGCGAUCCUGGCGUGCAGCUGAAGUUCCCGCCAGAGUGGGUUAACCUCACCGGCUCGCUGGAGGUGGCAACCGAGCAGGGGUUCAACCUCACCAUCCCGCACAUCAACGGGAAGUGGGACGCAGAGAUCGGGGGGCAGCCCUACCCGCCGCGGGGCAAGUUCGCACUGGCGUUCAUCAAGACUCUGGAAGAGGAGAGCGGGCACAAGUAUGAGCAGAUCGAGGGUCCCACCCGCGAAGGCUGGGUCCCGCCGCCAAACGAGACCUUCAUCUUCUCCCCCGAGUGGCUCGUCGGGACCUGGCUUGGGCGGCGCAUGGGAGGGUUCUGGGACCUGCAGCCGCCGGCGCAAGUGGCGGUGCACGUGAUGUUCAUGCCUGGGGAGGUGGAGGGGCCCUACCAAAAGGAGUAUGGGAUGAAAGCUGUCAACGCCUUCAACUUUGAUGUGUCACAGGCCUUGCAUGGCCAGCUCUUCCCCACGGCCACACCCGAGCAGCCGCUGCCGCGCGUGCUGGCCCUGGCUCCCGGCCUCUAUUUGUCCAGCACAACGAGACAGGAGUUUAGGGACAAGCAGAUGCAGCUGGUGCGGCUGGCAAUGCGCGUGGGCCGCGUGAUGCUCCUGCCAGACCCUCUCCGCAACACGACCUGGACGUACUAUGACCCUGGCGACGACGAUGUGCUCGGCCACAAGCGCACCAAGAGCUGCGCAGAAUGGGUGAUGCUCAAGUACGGGCUGGAUGACGACCAGCACUGCGUGUGGUGGCCCCUGGUGGACAAGCGCUGCAUGCCGGGCACCUACAUCACGCACCCAGAUUAUCGGGAGCUGGUGCGGCGCCUGCCAGACGGCACCGGCGAGCCCGGGCCCGACAACACGGUGCAGCUGGACGGGCUGCAGAAACAGGUGCCUCAGGAGCAGGCCGCAAACCAGACUGAUCAGGCGGAUCAGGCGGGCGCCGCAGAGCAGCAGGCCAGCAGCUGGGCAGCGGUGGUGGAGGCGGCCAAGCAGAAGGAGGAGCCUCACAUCCUCUUCCUCAGCGCCAUCCCCGACCUCACGCCCGGCUCGAUGCCGCCAGAGGAGGGGGAGGAGGACAAGCGGUGGAAGGAGUGGAGAGACAGCUGCAGCUGGACGAGUCGGGAGUGGCCGGAGCCGACGCCGGAGCGUCGCCGGCUGGACGAGCGGCGGCACGCGUGGCGGCAGGCGGGGCGGCUGCAGGGCCCCUGGCAAGCCCAUGAGCUGCAUGUGCGCAGCGAGCAGGGCGACCUGUAG